Atta colombica is the source of this 970-nucleotide messenger RNA. RefSeq names its product diuretic hormone class 2 (gene Dh31). Gene Ontology annotation, molecular function: G protein-coupled receptor binding; diuretic hormone activity. Gene Ontology annotation, biological process: body fluid secretion. Lineage: Eukaryota; Metazoa; Arthropoda; Insecta; Hymenoptera; Formicidae. The coding region runs from base 101 to 421 and encodes 106 amino acids. The transcript is spliced from 4 exons. The record is from RefSeq and is a predicted model, not a curated record.
CACAGAGUAUCAACCGUCGCUGGACGAUACAUCAUCAUCCCCAAAGAUUCUCCGGCAGAUUCUCGCUUUUGUCAGUUACCUGGCCUUUAUCAGCGACAAGAUGCAGCCCAAGAUGACUGCUUUGUGCACGCUACUGAUGUUCGUAGUCGUCGUCGCAGUUUCUAGUCUCACAGCCGAUGCAAUACCGCGCCAUGAAAGUUAUUGGGAUCAGCAAGAUGACAUAGACCGAGACGAGUUUCUAGAGAUACUCUCUCGUCUUAGUCGCUUCAACCGUCCUGAGAUGGAAAACACCAAACGAGGAUUGGAUCUGGGUCUCAAUCGUGGCUACAGCGGUUCUCAGGCGGCGAAACACAUGAUGGGACUCGCGGCAGCGAACUACGCCGGCGGUCCCGGACGAAGGCGUCGCUCGGAACAAGCGUAGAUCGCAGACACGCAGAUCACUGAUACAGAGAGAUUACUAUACAACUCGUAAUAACGUCAUUCCCGACUCGAUCCUUCCACUUUAUCUCUACCUCGAGCUUGAACCACUGAUCUCAGAAUCGUCCGUUGCCAGUGGCGUAACUAUUAUAAAUGCACUCGAGCGAUGAAUUCUUCUCUUCUCUCAAAUAAACCUGUAGAGUGUGUAUAGACAUACAUUUCCUCCGAAGCAUAAAACUAGCAUAAGUUCCUUAAUUAAAAAUUAUAGAUACGAUUAUAGAUACAACUAUAGUUAAUUGGUGUUGAUAAAUUCCAAUUUUACAUUUCACCAUUUAAUCCUCACGCACUUACAGCUUUUGCACACUCCUAGUUGCACCACUGGCAGUUUGCAACUGCAUUGUUAAUCGCUCUUUAUUUUAUUUGUGUAGAAGCGAAUGCGAUAUAAUUGCUUUGAGCGAAAUGCUUUUAUUUAAAAUAAAUUUGAAGUAAAUAUAUCUACAUAUUUAUAAAUGGACACAAAUAGAGUCCAUUUAUUUGCUCUAUAUCAGUUCCA